Molecule: messenger RNA, 2540 nt
Organism: Pogoniulus pusillus (Red-fronted tinkerbird)
Lineage: Eukaryota; Metazoa; Chordata; Aves; Piciformes; Lybiidae
Gene: CHMP2B
Product: charged multivesicular body protein 2B
Exons: 6
Coding region: 166-810 (214 amino acids)
Biological process (GO): late endosome to vacuole transport; endosome transport via multivesicular body sorting pathway; protein transport
Cellular component (GO): ESCRT III complex; multivesicular body
Source: RefSeq, a predicted model, not a curated record
GCAGCGGGGUAGGCGGGGGCAUCCCGGCCGCCCGGCCCGGCCCCGGCCCGCCCUUCGCCGGCGAGGAGGCGGAGCGGAGUGGGGCUGCGCGGCCUGGCCGCUUCCUGGUCACCUGAGGCGGAGGCAGGAGCGGCUGAGGUGGUCGUGGGGGGUCCGGCUGUCGCCAUGGCCUCGCUCUUCAAGAAGAAGACUGUGGACGAUAUAAUAAAGGAGCAAAACCGAGAGUUAAGAGGUACACAGAGGGCUAUAACCAGAGACAGAGCAGCACUUGAAAAACAGGAAAAGCAACUGGAACUGGAAAUAAAGAAAAUGGCUAAGACUGGCAACAAAGAAGCCUGUAAAGUGCUAGCAAAGCAGCUUGUACAGCUGCGGAAGCAGAAAAAUCGAACAUACGCUGUUAGCUCUAAAGUCACUUCUAUGUCUACACAGACAAAGGUCAUGAACUCUCAGAUGAAGAUGGCAGGAGCUAUGUCAACUACAGCAAAAACAAUGCAAGCAGUUAAUAAGAAAAUGGAUCCCCAAAAGACACUACAAACUAUGCAGAACUUCCAGAAGGAAAAUAUGAAGAUGGAAAUGACUGAAGAAAUGAUUAAUGAUACCCUGGAUGAUAUUUUUGAUGCUUCUGAUGAUGAGGAAGAAAGCCAAGACAUUGUCAACCAAGUGCUUGAUGAGAUAGGAAUUGAAAUUUCUGGAAAGAUGGCCAAAGCUCCAUCAGCUGAUAGAGGUUUACCAUCUGCAUCAACAUCAAAAGCUGCUACCAUAUCAGAUGAAGAGAUUGAACGACAGCUCAAAGCUUUGGGAGUUGAUUAGCUUGAUGGCAAUAGGCAGUCUGCCUUCUAAUUAUUCAUCUACAGACAGCUGUAAAAACUGCAAAGACUUUUUCAGUGCAACUGAUGUCUAUGAAAACUUUGAAACUUCAGAAAGGAGAACUUGAAGUUGGCAAUGAUGGAAGGAGAAAGGGAGAAUAUUUUUUGUCCAUUUACAGUGAGAAGUGCACUUGGUGUGUCCAUUGCAUGGAAUCCUUUUGAGCACUGGACCAAACACAUAGCUGAAUCUGAAUCUACCUUCUGAAUGCAAAGCUUUCUUCUCAGUUCCUGAUCUCUCCUUAGAAUGGGCUCUGUGGCUGGUGGUGAUGCCUACUAGGACAGCACCUAUAUAAUAUAUGUAAUUCUUAUAAAACUAUCACUAUGGCAAAUCUCUUAGUCUGUCAUCUUAGCAUGAAUGAAACACUCAACUUUCCAAUAUAGUUGGAAAUUACUUUCUUUUGAUGAGAAAUGGGCUUGAAAGUAGCAAAUUUAGAUGAAGGAGAAAGCAUUCUAUCUAGUUCUCUCAAGUUUCUGUAGUAACUCUGAGUUGGUUACAUAAUCACAGGAUAUUAGGGGUUGGAAGGGACCCAAGGAGAUCAUCAAGUCCCACCCCUCUGCCAGAGCAGGACCACACAAUCUAGCACACAUCACAGAAGAACACAUCCAGACAGGCCUUGAAAGUCUCCAGGGAAGAGACUCCACAACCUCUCUGGGGAGCCUGUUCCAGUGCUCUGGGACCCUUACAAUAAAGAAGUUCCCUCUUGUGUUCAGCUGAAACCUCCUGUUCUGCAACUUGCACCCAUUGCUCCUUGUCCUAUUCCAGGGAUCAAGUGAGCAGAGCCUGUCCCCCCCAACUCCUGACCCCAGCCCUCAGAUACUUAUACACAUUUAUUAAAUCCCCUCUUAGACUUCUCCAGACUAAGCAGCCCCAGGUCCCUCAGCCUCUCAUAAGGCAGUGCCCUCCAGUCAUCCUUGUAGCUCUCUGCUGGAGCCUCUCCAGCAGGUCCCUGUCCCUUUUCAACUGAGGAGCCCAAAACUGAAUGCAGUGUUCAAGAUGAGGUCUCAGCAGGGCAGAGUAGAGGGGAAGGAGAAUCUCCCUUAAUCCGCUGGAUACACUCUUCUUAAUACACCCCAGGAUCCCUUUGGCCUUCUUGGCCACAAGGGCACAUUACUGUUCCAUAGUUAACUUGUUAUCCAGCAGGACUGCCAUAAUAGCUGCUUAUUCCCUUUACCAGAAGGGAAGAAUGCAGUCUCUGGGCAGUCAGCUUUACUGAAAGGUUAUGUACAUUUGUUAAUGAACUUUUUUUUGUGUGAAAGGCACUGAUUAAACUCUUGUACUGUAACAUAGCUGGUUUCAACAGAACUGCUGUGCCUUUAUGUAUAUAAAUCUUGUACCUUUGUGAUUUGUUUCUGAAUGAGUCUUUGGAAGGUGAGUAAACUUGCAAUUUAAGAUGGUUUUGCAAGACAUUACAGUGAGACCUCUGUGUACACUCGAGGAGGCUCAGUACUGAAGUUCAGAAAUGCAACUCGCACACUUGCAAAGAAGACAUUUGCCUGACACAGCUCUUGUAUAUAUUUUACAGUAUUUCUUAAUGGAAGGUAACUGCAUAAUUGUAUUGUUUACUAAGCUGCAAUUAAUCAUUUCCAUAAACUUUAAAUUUUAGUUUUGAAAAGUUUCGUGCCAUACCUGAUAAUUACUUGACUAAACACUAUAAUAAAAGUGUUUUGAGUACA